AUGAUUGAAGAUAAAUCGAAAAUUCAAAAGAGAGUUCAAAAAUAUUCAUACUUUCUUAAUGACAUCUUAGGAGAGGGUUAUUCAUCAUCAGUUUACAAGGGCAUUAAUUAUAUAACCAAUUAAGUCGUUGCUAUAAAGGUUAUAAAUUUUUCCACUCUAACAACCCCAAUUUCCCAAACUCUUUUGAAAAAUGAGAUCGCUAUUUUAAAACAAUUAGAUCAUGAGAAUUUGAUGAAAGUUUAUGAAAUUUUUGAGACGAAAAACAACACUUAUAUUAUAUGUGAAUACUGCAAUGAUGGGGACCUUGCCAAUAUACUAGAAAAAAGCAAUUUUACUUAAGCAGAUAUAAUGAAUAUUUUUCUUCAAAUAGCAAAGGGUGUAAAGGCUCUUCAUGAUCAAAAGAUUAUCCAUAGAGAUAUAAAGCCAGCCAACAUAUUGAGAUCUAAUGGAAUUUACAAGCUUUCUGAUUUUGGUUUUGCCAUAGUUGAAAAUGAUUUUGAGAGUAUAAUAAAAAGAUUUAGUGUUGGAACUCCAGUUUAUAUGGCACCUGAGACGGUUCAGUCAAACUCUUAUUCUGAAAAAUCAGACAUUUGGUCGUUGGGUGUAGUUCUUUACUUAAUGGUAUAUAAGGAAAUUCCUUAUAAUCUCAAAAAGGAUGGAGAUUUAUAUGGAAAGCAAUAACAAAUACACACUAAAAUUAUGAAUGACAAAUCGUUAACGAAGAAAAUCUAGAAAGUUCUUGUAGGCAUGUUGGAGUUGGAUUAACAAAAAAGAAUGAAUAUCGAUGGAAUUUUGUCAAUUCUGAAUGAAUAGAAAAAAUUGAAAUGCUAUAAUUCUCAUCAGAACAUUCCUUUUAAAGUCUUACGUAGAGCAAGUGGAUACGAUUCAAUCUUACAUGAUGGUUCUAAUAAUGAUAAUUAUGGAAAUUCACAAAAAGUAUUAAAAACUUAACCAGAUGAGUUGGAGAAUAUAGAUGAAAAAACGGAACUAAUAUCAUUUUGCAAUCAUCAGAAAUAGCAUACCUUUGAAGCUAAUAACCUAUAACAAAUUAAACUGUCUGACGAAGAGGGCUAAGAAACUAAAUUUGACUCAUCCCCUAUAAUAACUAAAGAAAAAUAAAAAAAGUAAAUUCGAAUCAAUAUUCCGACAAUUUAGUCAACAUAUAUAAUGAAGUUGAAUUCUAAUUAAAAUCAAUUGCCAUCUGAACAUAGCGAUACACAUCAACAUAGUAAUCCUAAUAGUACUAAUGAUACAAUAAAAAACAAUCAGUUUUCAAAUUGCUAAUCUUAAAAUCAGAUCAAUUCUAAUUCUCCAUUACUUGAUCCCAAAAUAACCGAAACACUAACAAGUAGAAAUAAAGGAGUUUCUCCAAUAAAUAUCAAUUAAUCUCUCAGAAAUUUGAUUGUUUCUCCAUUAAGAUAAAGAAAGGGUCCUACUACAACUUGUUCUCUAUCAGAUUUUAAAAAUAUAGCAUUAAAAGCUAAUCAAAUACAACCAAAAAGAAGUGAUUUCUUUAAAUAAAGAGCUAAGACUGAUUUAUCCGUUAAUAAUUUAUCGGAUAUAGAUAAUAAGAAAUAGGAAAAAGAAAAAGAAGUUCCUGUCAUCGAGUCUUUAUCUGCUACGAUUAGACCAACAUAUAAAUUUUUGCUAUUUUUAAAUUCAGUAUUAAAAAAGUUUGACUAAAUAAAUACGGAGGAUAAAUAAAAAUGUUAUUUCCUAUUAAGAAAGCUAUUAGCAGUAAAGGCAUGUGCAAUAAAAAAUUAUUGUCCUGCUUAAAUCUAAUUAGAAUUAUAACGCUAAAUUGAUAGCUUUGAAUAGUAUUUUGAAAAGGUUAGACCUGUAUUUUACAAUAAUCAUGACAGAAAGUUUAGUUAAUACUUUAAUAAUAAUUUGGAGUAAUUUACAAAAGGAUUUUCAUAAUAAUUAUAUAAUUAUAUAUAAAUAGUGAAUUAGUAAUUAUUAUCAAAAGAGCUAUUAAUAAUUUAAGAAGUAAUCAACGAGAACUUAAAGUAAUUCAAUGAUCCUAUUUUAUUUGCUAGAAGAUGGGAGAAUUAUCAAUAAUGA
This is a messenger RNA of Paramecium tetraurelia, 2064 nucleotides long. RefSeq lists its product as uncharacterized. NCBI's taxonomy places the organism in Eukaryota, Ciliophora, Oligohymenophorea, Peniculida, Parameciidae. Gene Ontology annotation, biological process: protein autophosphorylation; peptidyl-serine phosphorylation; autophagy. The record is from RefSeq and is a predicted model, not a curated record. Gene Ontology annotation, molecular function: ATP binding; protein serine/threonine kinase activity. Gene Ontology annotation, cellular component: autophagosome; cytoplasm. The transcript has 2 exons.